Panthera uncia (snow leopard) is the source of this 7237-nucleotide messenger RNA. It is a transcript of the gene FOSL2, whose product is annotated as FOS like 2, AP-1 transcription factor subunit. Gene Ontology annotation, biological process: regulation of transcription by RNA polymerase II. Lineage: Eukaryota; Metazoa; Chordata; Mammalia; Carnivora; Felidae. Bases 2098 to 2961 code for a protein of 287 amino acids. The transcript is spliced from 4 exons. The record is from RefSeq and is a predicted model, not a curated record. Gene Ontology annotation, cellular component: nucleus. Gene Ontology annotation, molecular function: RNA polymerase II cis-regulatory region sequence-specific DNA binding; DNA-binding transcription factor activity, RNA polymerase II-specific.
UCAUGUACCAGGAUUAUCCCGGGAACUUUGACACCUCGUCCCGGGGCAGCAGCGGCUCACCUGCGCACGCCGAGUCCUACACCAGCGGCGGCGGCCAGCAGGUAGGUGCGGGCCCUGGGUGCACCUGGCGGCGCGGGUGGACCCCCGCCCUCCUCUCUCCGCCACUGCCUCUUUUGCUUUCUUUUCCCAUUUUUGUCUUGGCGAGAAAAUUCCUACGGGGUCACCGUUGUAGGUUCUGGAUUUUCGUGUUGUCCGCCCACCGUUCUCCCCCAUCACUUAAAAAACCAACCAACCAACCAACCAACAAAACUGGAGCGGGGAGUGGGCUUGAAGAGCCGGCCAACCUUUUCCCUCACGCUACACCUUAUCCAGACGAGCUCCUGGAAUUGCAGCCUUCCUUCCCGGGAGCCUGUUAACUCCUCUCCCAGAAAUCGUUCCCCUCUCCCCCUUCACUUCUCCGUGGUGGGUAAAAAAAAAAAACAAAAAAAAAAAAAAAAAAAAAAUCUUUGCACUCACUGGCCCCUCCCGACAUCCAAGGACUCUUCCUGUGGGAAAGCCCUCUCCCUCUCUGCCCCUGCUCCCCAUCAGUCUUAAUUUCUGAAAGGGGUUGGGGAUUCGGAAACAUGGUUGGGCUCCUUCAAGUAAUCCAGAGUGAGAGCGAGGGUUGUCGCCCUGGGAAUAGGUGCGAAGGUCAGGAAGGAGGAGGUCAGCCUUGAUAGGCUCCGGGCCUGCGCCUUUGUGCCCCCGUGCCCAUCCAUCUUCUGUUAGGGUCAGAGAAGGAGCUUGUACUGCCACCAGAAGGGGCGCCUUGAGGGUCUGGGAGGGUACCUGGGGCAAGGAAGCCUGCAGAGAAAAGUGGGGGUGGGGGAAGAAGAGGCCUUGCUUAGGCUCUUGGGUGGUUCUGGAAGCGGAAAAACAACUUGUUUCUAAAGCAGCCGGACUGGUUUGCACUGGAAGGAUUGUGCCUGCGAUCUGUGUCUAUAAAUACCAGAAAGGUGCUGCUGGGGUGGGGGUGCCAGUGGGGUGCCUGCCCUGGGCAGCAGCCACUGCCCCCACCUCAGCCCGCCCCCAGGCUUCAGAGGGAGCUGGCUUAACAAAUAAGGCCACUACUACCUGAAGCCCAUCUCCCUCAGGAUCUGCGGAGUCUCUAGCCAAGUUGGCUGCAGCCAAGAAUUGGUCCGGUAAGGCAGUGGCCUUGGCCUCCAGAAGCCAGCCAGCCAGGAGGGGCUGGGGUUGGCUCCUGGGAGGGGUGGACCCUGCCAGAAAAUAAAAUGGAAACAUGGCUCUCUUUAGGAUCUGAAGAGGGAUACCUUGUUCCAAAGUGAUUCCCAAUACUUGGUGAGUCCCCCAAAUGGCUUUUCUGCGUCUUUCCUCUAUCUCCCCUGGUGUCUCCCUAAGCACCGGCUGAAGAGGACCUAGUCUGUGCAUUGAGGGCACAUUCAGUGCACCUUUAAUAAUGAGCACCAGGCGAUGAGUUUUCAAUCUUGUCCUAAAAGUGAUUUUGUUUGCUUUCCCUUCCCAGUGGUGGUUUUUAUUGAAUCCAAAUAGCAUUAAGCCACGGUUUGGAGUCCUAUAUGCUCAUUCCCUCACUCUUUAAUUCAACAAACGCCAAAACAUCCCUCUCCUCCUCCCGGAAUCCCAAAGAGGUCUUUUGAUAUCUUGUCUGUUCCUUUUGCUGCUGUUUUUGUGGCAGUCAUCGUUGCAAUAUUACAAUCUCACCGCCUGGCUUUACUCAGACCCUGGGGCCUGAAUGGGAAGUCAGACCGGACAUCAGUGCCCCGAUUGAAUAAUCUGUGUCACUAGGGCUUUGAGCCCAGGAUGUGAGCAGAGGCAAUUCCCUGUUUUGGAAGAAAAUCAGACAGGAAACCAGUGCGAGGAAGAAGGAAGAGAACUCGGUCCGGCAGGGUGUAAUGGGGCCUCAUUACUGAAGCAAAAAGCAGCUGUUGGCUAAUUCCUAGCAUGCUGUAACACAUGAGAAUUUUGCAAUUAGUAAUAACUAGUGCAUGGGUUCUCGCAUAUACGCCUGCCUGUUUGGCCCAGCAGCUUGAGUGAAGUGCCUUUCAAACCAGAGGGAUUGGCAAGAAGUUCCGGGUAGAUAUGCCUGGCUCAGGCAGCGCCUUCAUCCCCACCAUCAACGCCAUCACCACCAGCCAGGACCUGCAGUGGAUGGUACAGCCCACAGUGAUCACCUCCAUGUCCAACCCGUACCCCCGCUCGCACCCCUACAGCCCCCUCCCGGGCCUGGCCUCCGUCCCUGGGCACAUGGCGCUCCCGAGACCUGGCGUGAUCAAGACCAUUGGCACCACCGUGGGCCGCAGGAGGAGAGAUGAGCAGCUGUCCCCGGAAGAGGAGGAGAAACGUCGAAUCCGAAGAGAGAGGAACAAGCUGGCUGCAGCCAAGUGCAGAAACCGACGCCGGGAGCUGACGGAGAAGCUGCAGGCGGAGACAGAGGAGCUGGAGGAGGAGAAGUCAGGCCUGCAGAAGGAGAUCGCUGAGCUGCAGAAGGAGAAGGAAAAGCUGGAGUUCAUGUUAGUGGCCCACGGGCCCGUGUGCAAGAUCAGCCCCGAGGAGCGCCGGUCCCCCCCAGCCUCUGGGCUCCAGCCCCUGCGCGGUGGAGGCGGCGGAGUGGGUGCCGUCGUGGUGAAGCAGGAGCCCCUGGAAGAGGACAGCCCCUCAUCCUCAUCGGCCGGGCUGGACAAGGGCCAGCGCUCUGUCAUCAAGCCCAUCAGCAUUGCUGGGGGCUUCUACGGGGAGGAGCCCCUGCACACCCCCAUCGUGGUGACCUCCACGCCUGCCAUCACUCCGGGCACCUCGAACCUCGUCUUCACCUACCCCAGCGUCCUGGAGCAGGAGUCACCUGCGUCACCCUCCGAGUCCUGCUCCAAGGCACACCGCAGAAGCAGUAGCAGUGGGGACCAGUCAUCAGACUCCUUGAACUCCCCCACUCUGCUGGCUCUGUAACCCAGCUCCCAGGGGGUCCUCGUCACUGCCUCCUUCCCAGGGACCAGCACCUUCAAGCACUCCAGGGCCGUGAGGGCAAGAGGGGGACCCUACCAGAGAAGAGAGCUUCCCGGCUCUGGGGACACCCAGGUGGGAUUUGGCGGUGAGGUGUUGAGGACUUUUGGUGAUCUCUUAGAACUCACGGGACCUCCUCCCUCGUUCAUCUUGCAAAGUGAAUCCUGUGUCUUGAAAAGCCUUGGAGAACUUGGUUCAGUGGACUCAGGCAUCUCUCUGGCUUCUGAAGAGCCUGAAGCUGGUGUGGACCGUUCCUGUCCCUUUGUAACAAUCUGUCUCUGGAGUGAUGGUGUCCUUCCCCGCCCCACCAAGCAUGCUCAGUGCCUUUUGGUUUCACCUCCCCUCUAUUCGCCCCUUCCUCUCCCCAGUGUCGAUUUUACUUCCUCUUGGUUUUUAUCAAAGUUGCCAUGACAUUUCAUCGGGGUGGUCUGAAUAUUAAAGCUCUUCAUUUCUGGAGAUGGGGCAGCAGGUGACUGACUCUUCUGCUGGGGCCGACUUGUCCAGAAGGGGACAGUCAAUGUGCAAUACAGAACCUUCCCUCCCUUGACACUCCCCGGUCCACCACCAUCUCCAGAACCACCAGCAGGGCUCCCUGAGCUCUCAAGGAGAUGCUGCCAUCACUGGGAGGCCUGGAGGACCCUUCCUGCCCAUCCUUGGAGACAACUUUUGGAGGAGCGGCUUGGCCAGAAGACAGGGUGUGAGUGAGACAGACGGGGCACAGGUUGGGUUUGCCAAAUGCCUAAUUACCAGGCCAGGAAUAGUACCAACAAGCCACACAGGUGUGUCGCAGCCAGCUUCCCUUGACCUGGUGUCUUGAGCAGGACGUCUCCUGUAAUUACUGCCUCGCCAUCCUGCCCCUGGACCCUUCUACUAGACCAGGGAGGUGUCCCUCCCUAGGAACCGCACAGCACUCCCAAGUCUCUAUUGGCUCUGCCAUCCCCGGUCUGGCUCUCAGGGUGACGCCACCCACAGAAAUUUAAUGAGCGUGGGCCUGGGCCCUCCCCAGAUUACUGCCCGGGGCAGGGAGGGGGGGGCACCUCCCCAAGCCUUGAAGGCACCUUUGCUGUGAAGGGAAAGGUAGGGGAGGAAGGAGGGGAGGCAGAGUGGGAUUCGCCUCUCAGUGAGAUGUCAGGCCUUUUCUGCCCUCUGUGGUCAUCAUCUGCUACCUGAUGGGGUGCUUUCUCCCUUCCACACCGUGUCCUCCCAGUGUGCUCCUCAGGUCCAGCCAGCCAGCUGUGAACCUCUGGCCCAGAGCUGUUGCUAAGGCUUGGGGCUUUCAUGCCCUUCCUGGGGGCUGCUGAAAUCAGAGAUGAGAUGUAUUGCUUCCCACUGCAGGGGGCGGGGCGUGGGGGCGGGGGUCCUCCUGGCCUCUUGCAAGAGCACAGCUGAGCGAGGGCCCUGCCUCCCACCCCUCUGAGCCUUUUUCUCCCUAAGGCAAAGCGCUGGCUGAUCUUCUAGAAUUGGCCUCUGCUGGGCUAGUGCUUUGGGGGAGACCCCACUGUUGUGAUUCAGCUCUAGAGAUCAUUGUAUGAUAAUUUAAAAUUAUAUAGAUAUUAUUUAAAUCAAACCCAGUGGGGGUUAAAUUUCAAAGUUAGUCUCGGGAGAGAAAGAGAGAGAGAGAGAGCUGUGACACAUUAGCUCACUUGUUCCUUUCACACACCCAGGCCUCGAGGGCGGGUCCUUACUUAAUGCCCCUGACCCUCCUCUGUGCACUAAAAUGGAACACGCAGAAUGGAGCCGCCAAAUGCUUAAAACAUGCAGCCCGCUCUGACUUUAAGUGAUGUGGGGAAGGAUAAGCCAUGCAGAGAGUGGAGUUUAAAAGAAAAAGGAUUUUUUUCCCCCAAAAAACCUUAAAAAUGUUAUUUCCCACAUUCCUUGGCUAUGAUGCUGCCCUCCCGAUUUCCCAGAGGUUCUGGGCGGGGCAUUAGAUUGGGCAAUUGAGUUUCUGGCUUUGGAUUAACGAAAGAAAUAGCAGUCAGCCAGGAAACGCAGGAGGUGGGCAAAGAAAACUGGGGUGCGCUCUGCUUUGAAGGGCUUAAUCAUCUCAAGUGGUAUUUGUGGCCAAUUGGGAGCUAUUUGCUUCUUUUUGCAUAUAUAUAUAUAUAUUAUAUAUAUAUAUAUAUAAUAUAUAUAUAUUAUAUAUAUUUCCUAAAUGAAGCUGCUUUUUGGUGUUUUAUUUCUGAAAGUCCCUUUGUGCCCCCCUUUGCACAGCACUGAUCCCGAGGCAGGCCGUAAUCUGUGACUUGGGGCCAGGCUGGACAUUCCUGGGAUAGCGUUUGGCCUUAGUACAGAUUUCAAGCUGUGUUGGCUUUGGGACCAGCAGGAGGGAAAAACCACCGCCUCACAGGGCUUUAGAGGCCUCUAAGCUGCGUUCCCAUUCAGGACCCCCUGGCUUUGUUCUUGGAGGUGGGUUGGCUUCCCCAAAGCCAGAGGUUAUUUGGGGGAAGGCUGACCAUUCACACCUAACUCAUGAGCAUAUCCUCAGUUAGCUGAGGCUUCUUCUGGCUUGUUCUUGAAGUUCCUGCACACACACCAUUGUUCCAGAAUCACCGGACUCCAGGCCUGCUUUCUCCUCCCGUGGCUCCGACUAAAGGAACAGCUGCAGUGGGGGCGCCUUGGUGCUUAAGCUGGGAACUGCUGGGCCUCCCCUGUGUCCCCAGCCGCGAGGCAGCUGGUGUGGACUCCAGUUGGGCUGCAGGCAGCUCUGGGACGGCAUAGGGCAGGCACGCCUCGACAGGCUAGUGUGAAACACACGGUCCUCGUGGCCACCUGGCUGGCCUCUCUGGGAUCUGUCCUCUUCCUGGCUGAGUGGAGGGACACAGCUGCUGACACAGGAAAGAGAGGAGAUCCCAGGUGAAGCUUAGGAAAUAGCCGGGGCCAGCUGCACGCAGAGCUUUCGUGGGGAAGUUUGCAGAAAGACAUCAUUGUUCUGCCUGUGAGAAAGGCAGGUGCGCCCACUGGCCAGUCACACAAGCAUCUCGGCCAGGAGCCAUCAGAGGCUAUGGCUUCCUUUCCUCAGGCUUUGGGGACAAGAGUCUCUUCUCUGCUCCCACUGGGCUCUGAGUCUAAGGGAGGGCUCGACGCCAUAGGCAAUGGAACUUUUCUCCCUUUGAUGGACCAACAAAUGUUCCUGCAAUCUCAUGUUUACCUUUCAGGUUGAUCUCCUUUCCUGAUCAGAUAUCACACAGCCCCUCGAAGAAGGAAAAGAAUAAGCACCUACUAUGUGCCAGGCACUGUAUUAGGCACUUUUAUAAAUAUACCCUCUUUAGGAUGAGACUAAGGGGCGAGGGUAUCCCCUGUUAAAGGCCCCCAAGUAACAGAUAAACAAAAACACUUAGAGGUGAGAAGGUCCGUCUUCAAAGAUCUCAGGCAAGGUUGCCCUCAGUUGGAGGUUUGUUCUCAAAGACCCAUCCCCCACAGUACCCUCCCACCUCCAAACUUCUUUUCCCUCUCCCUUGUCAUGUGCUCCUUUGGACUCCUCAGAUGGUUGGAGGGGUAACCUGAGUCCUUCUAGAAUUUGUGGACCAAUAGGAUACGUGAUGUGUGUAACUUCCUUUAAAAACUUAAGUAAAGGGGUCUUGCUACUUUCUGCUUGUUGAGUCUUCUUGGCAUUUAUCUUAAAAGCCAGCAUCUCACUAUUUAUUGACAGGUUGGGUGUGUGUGUGUGUGUGUGUGUGUGUGUGUGCACGUGCACACGUGCGUGCGUGCCUACAUUUCCAAGUGUGCCUCCUGCAGCUUUUAAAAAGAAAACUCAGUCAUCCCACUACUAAUCUGACAUCUCAUGCUUCUAGUGUUUGGGCCAUACAUUAACAGAGGAUUUUAAUUGGCCAGUGCUGAUGUGUUCAGGAAAGGCUGGGUCAAUUUGAGCGGGGCAUGGGAAGGGGAGGGGGAGAAGAAAUUGACAUUUAUUUUAUUAUUUAUUUAAAAUGUUUACAUCUUUGUGUUGUACCAAGCCUGAAUAGAAACAGCAUUAAAGUACUCAGUUCCUCUCUCCCUCUCUUUCUUCAUUUUUGUUUUUAAAUUUAGGCUAAUGAUGCUUUUUUUUUUUGUUUCUAAAAUGACUUGUGACAUGUGCUGUAUAAACUGUAUAAAAAGGUUCUGUUCUUAAAGACGGAUGGUCAUUCCUCUGGGGACAGUGGUCACCAAGAAGUCUAUAUUGUAAGAGAAUACAACGUUCCUCAAAAAUUAUUUUCUCUGUGUGAUUAAACGUUUAUUCCAUUUA